This is a messenger RNA of Synchiropus splendidus (mandarinfish), 703 nucleotides long. RefSeq names its product dolichyl-phosphate mannosyltransferase subunit 3, regulatory (gene dpm3). Gene Ontology annotation, cellular component: dolichol-phosphate-mannose synthase complex; endoplasmic reticulum membrane. The transcript has 2 exons. The record is from RefSeq and is a predicted model, not a curated record. Gene Ontology annotation, biological process: GPI anchor biosynthetic process. The coding region runs from base 58 to 336 and encodes 92 amino acids. Lineage: Eukaryota; Metazoa; Chordata; Actinopteri; Syngnathiformes; Callionymidae.
CUCCACGUCAUUUUUCUGCGCAAAGCUGAGCUGGCGACUGAACGAAGAAGAAGCAGGAUGACCAAACUCGUGGAGUGGCUCCUCGGGGUGUCACUGAUGGUGGCGGUGUGGGCGCUGGUCACUUUCGACCUGUUGGACCUGAAGGUCCCGCCGUUGUACCGGGAGGUGGCGUGGCCGAUGCCCUUCUACCUGCUGGUGACGUUCGGCUGCUACUCGCUGGCUACGGUGGGCUACAGAGUGGCCACCUUCAAUGACUGUGAGGAGGCAGCGCUGGAGCUGCAGCAGCAGAUCAAAGAAGCCCAGCGGGACCUGCAGAAGAAGGGCUUGAAGCUGUGAAUGAACGGAACUGGACAGACGCGCUGUUCUCAGGACACUUUUCAUUCUUUCCAUCAUUCCUUCGCUGGCCUGACUUUGACCUCCCUAUAUCACGCAGUAACGUCAUCUGACGUCUGGAUUGAGCUCAAAUUCGCGCAUAUUGUUUCUUUUAUAUUAAAAGACUCAAGGUGACUCACUUGUGCCCUGAUGGCUUCUGCGCGACCUCUACUUGAUGAUGCUUCAUCUGCCAUCCACUAGUGAGAUGGUAACUUUUAAGUAAAUGACCGUCUUUGAAUGGAAACUUCUUCAAUUUAAAAGACAUGCAAAUGUAUUUCUGUCGAAAGUUGACAGAAUAACCAUCAGGUUAUAUUAAAGCUGUUUUGGAGUA